Scomber scombrus (Atlantic mackerel) is the source of this 2181-nucleotide messenger RNA. Its product is annotated as cystathionine gamma-lyase-like. Gene Ontology annotation, biological process: transsulfuration. Lineage: Eukaryota; Metazoa; Chordata; Actinopteri; Scombriformes; Scombridae. Gene Ontology annotation, molecular function: cystathionine gamma-lyase activity; pyridoxal phosphate binding. Bases 69 to 1298 code for a protein of 409 amino acids. Gene Ontology annotation, cellular component: cytoplasm. The record is from RefSeq and is a predicted model, not a curated record. The transcript is spliced from 12 exons.
CCAUACAGUGGUAAUGCAUACGCACCCCGGCUUCACUUUGUGUCACACAUCGCGCACAAAGCUUCGCCAUGGAUCGAAAGCAACAUGAAGGCGAGCAAAGCGACGUGUUCGCCGGCUUCCGCACUGCCUUUAAAUCUUUUGCCACAGAGGCGAUUCAUGUUGGCCAGGAGCCGGAGCAGUGGAAGUCAAUGGCUGUAGUGCCGCCGAUAUCUCUUUCUACCACUUUCAAGCAGCUCGAACCAGGAAACCAUGCAGGGUUUGAAUAUAGUCGGAGUGGAAACCCUUCAAGAAACUGCCUGGAGAAGGCUGUGGCAGCUAUGGAUGGAGCAAAGUACUGCCUGGCUCUUGCUUCGGGGCUGGCAGCCACAGUGACCAUCACUCACAUGCUCAAGACAGGAGAUGGCAUUGUCUGCAUGGAUGACGUGUACGGAGGCACAAACCGUUACUUCCAAAGGAUCGCCAAGGAAAUGGGUCUGGAGGUGUCUUUUGCUGAUUGUACAAAACCAGAGCUGCUCAAGGCCACUCUGAAGCCCAACACCAAACUGGUGUGGAUCGAGACGCCUACUAACCCAACCAUGAAGGUUGUCGACAUCAAAGCCUGUUCUGAUUUGGUCCAUGAGCACAACAAAGACAUAGUGGUAGUAGUGGACAACACCUUCAUGUCUGCCUAUUUCCAGCGCCCCUUGGCUUUGGGAGCUGAUAUCUGCAUGUGUUCAGCCACAAAAUACAUGAACGGUCACAGUGAUGUAGUCAUGGGUCUGGUCUCAGUAAACAGGGACGAUCUGCAUGAGCGACUGAAAUUUCUGCAGAAUGCACUGGGUGGUGUACCGUCUCCCUUCGACUGCUAUCUGUGUAACCGUGGCCUGAAGACUCUACAUCUACGGAUGGAACGGCACUUCAAGAAUGCCAUGGCUUCUGCCAAGUUUCUGGAAGCUGACCCCAGAGUGGAGCGUGUCAUCUUCCCAGGCCUGCCCUCUCACCCCCAGUAUGAAGUGGUGAAGAGACAAUGCACCGGAUGUCCGGGGAUGAUCACCUUCUACAUCAAGGGGAAGCUCGAGCAUGCCACCACCUUCCUCAGUAGCCUCAAAAUGUUUGCGAUAGCUGAGAGUCUUGGUGGUUACGAAAGUUUAGCAGAACACCCGGCAAUUAUGACUCAUGCAUCAGUGCCAGAAAAUGAGAGGAGUGUCCUGGGAAUCAGUGACACACUCAUUCGACUCUCUGUGGGACUGGAGGAUGAGGCUGAUAUCAUUGAAGACCUGGAGCAAGCACUGGCUGCUGCUCAUCCAAAGAAGAAGUGAAACAUCUUCAGGGCAUCCUCGAGGCUGAGGUUGAAUCAGUCGCACUCAGAAUGAACACCAGAGGUACUUGAAAUCAUCUCAGUUCAACACACGAACAGCAUAGAUUCACUUAUCAGGGAACAACUUGUUCUUGAAAUUAUACAAAUCAUGAUAUCUGUGAAUAAUUAACAUAAUUUUUACUUGAUAAUCUUAUUGAUGCAUAUUUUGCUAGACCAUCAGUUGUUAUCUUAUUUAUCGUAUGCAGGUUUUGCUUUGUUUUUAUGUUUGUUUGUGUUUUGUUUGGAGGGCUUUAAUGGAGCAAAGUGAUACAAAGUCCUGUUCUGUCAAGACUGAUACUAAAUGAGGUUCUGCAGGAAAAAAAACACCAAACAGAAUACUUUCCUUAUAAACUAGCAACAACCAUCUACUUCAGGUUGUAUCCUCGUUUGAUGCACAGAACCUGCCUUCCAAAUGAAAAGUUUUAUAUCACUAUUAUGUCCUUAGUGCAUCUGCAGCUGUAGUGUACUUGCCUUAAUUCUUAAUUCUUACUGGCAUAUUUUGUAAAACAUGUAAUGUGUCUAUGUAUUAAUGAGAAUACAAACUAACAAGACUGAGACAGAGAUCAUGCUGCCACCUACUGUCCAAAAGUCAAAACAUUUUUCUCUGUCUUCCCUGUCACCAUCUGUACAGCUUUAUGGAAGCAUUAGAUGACUGUCCUCACACCACGAAGAACAAAUAAUCCUCAAAAAUGAAUGAAUAGAAAUAUGUGUAAUUAAAUGCAUAAGCACAAGUUUUGUUUGACUAGAAUUGUGUGUGCUUUGUUAAGAAGAGUAGAGGAAUCCACUUCCUCAUGUUUGAGACUGAUCAGGAUAUUUGCCAAGAAUAAAGGAGUGUUUGUUACACA